CGCACUGAGUUGUACGGUUAUCAGUAAUUAUAUUCAGCAUGUUUUACCCAAGAAAUGACAUCCAGAAAGGGUUAUCUUCUUCGACCGUCAAAUUAUACCACGAAGAUGGCAUGCUCCGACAGCCCAUCUGCAAAUUCAUUUUUGGUAGACUCUUUGAUAAGCGGAAGAACCGAAGGAAGUGCUCACUACUACCAAAACGGUGGCGUGUACUUGCCACCAAGCUCCGACUAUUCCUAUGGACUGUCUAAUUGUGGCUAUUUUCCCGGACCAAAACGGACUGAGAACCAAAAUAUGGUACCUACAGCUGGCCCAUAUAUGCAAGGAAUGGAAUCAUGGUUGGAGACUUCGAGGUCGUGUCGCACUGAACAGCUCAGCAGUCAGAGCGUUUCCCGGUCGUUCUCCCCUGCCAUAAAAGAAGAAAAUUCGUAUUGCUUCUACGAGUCAGGGAAGUGUCUAAAAAACACGGGGACUGAAGAGAUUUCUUAUUCCCGGGUGACGACGAGCGAAUGUCCAGCAGGGAGUAACAGCAGCGUUCCUGUACCUGGUUACUUUCGCCUGUCACAAACGUGUUCAUCGUCCAAAGGUUAUUAUCCAAGCGACCCGUCAGAUUCGGGCCAUUUUGCCCGUUUUGAGGAAUCGCGUCCAACCCUUCCUGAAGAAACAAACGGAACAGAAAUCGAAGAUCCUGCCGCCCAUACAGACGAGGAGAGCCGGAGAUCACCGAGCGGCCCCUCUUCCUCUCCACAAGCGCCAGAAAGUGAAGCAGAAAUCCCGCAAAAAGCGAAUGAAGGAGAAUGUAAAAGUGACAGUACGGCCAACUGGUUGACGGCGAAGAGCGGCCGGAAGAAGCGCUGUCCGUACACCAAGCACCAGACUUUGGAGCUGGAGAAGGAAUUCCUCUUCAACAUGUACCUGACCCGAGAGAGACGUCUGGAGAUCAGCCGCAGUGUUCACCUAACGGACAGACAAGUAAAGAUCUGGUUUCAAAACCGCCGCAUGAAGUUAAAGAAAAUGACUCGAGAAAACCGUGUCCGUGAAUUAUCGGCAAACUUCAGCUUCGCCUGAGGAAGGAGCUCUGGCACCCUCAACCAGCUCCAGCGCGGGUUCAGAUCCACCUCAAAGCGCGCACUGCUGACCUGUACAUAAUAUUAAUGAUAACUUAUUGUGUCGUACAUACUACUGUCUGAAUCUAUAUAUGUGUCCGUUUAUCCGUUUUAUUUCACAUUUUUGUCUCAGUACUACAUCAGCAUUAUUUAUGAACUCUGCCAAGUGCAUUCAGUGUAGUCUACAAAUUGAAGAACAUAAUAUUGUUUUAUUGACAGUUGUAUAUAAACGGACAGUAGUAUAUAUUAACUGUGCAUAGUAUGGCAAUAUUUGCAUGAUGUAAGAUUAAUUGCAAUUACAAUCAUCGUUUAAAAUUGAUUAUUUGUUAAGUCCAUGUUAAGCUGAUAACUGUUUUUGGAUUAGCCAAAGUUAUAAUGUAGCAGAACUAGCCUAGGUUACUUCUAGGCAAGUCGUGCAGUUUUAAGAUUCAAAAUUCCCAUUCAUCUAAGAGUAAAUGAUACUUUUUAAGUGUUAUUUUGCUUUUGAUUUUAAUUUUGUUUUAAAUCACAGAAAAGCUCAUUUUUAACCUGUGACGUAGUGUUGCAAACUUACAGUGGUGUUGAGUGGCCACGAAGAAACGUCCUGCUUGUAGAUAUCACAAACUGGAUAGGUCACUGAGGUGCAAUAAGAUUUUCGUUUUCAACGAGGGAACGGUUGCUCGAUACCAUUUAUAAUUUACUGCCAAAGAUUUGUGUGAACAGGCUGUUUGGGUAAAACCUAAUCGUUCAUCUCUGACAUAGCAUUCUCGCAAUCUUGCGGCAUUCUGUGAAUUCUUCUGGAACUAGUAAAUAUUUGAAAACGUACCGAAAACACGUUUCUAUCCGUUUUUUUUCUCUCUCUCUCUCAGA
Neoarius graeffei (lesser salmon catfish) is the source of this 1952-nucleotide messenger RNA. RefSeq names its product homeobox A10b (gene hoxa10b). The transcript is spliced from 2 exons. Lineage: Eukaryota; Metazoa; Chordata; Actinopteri; Siluriformes; Ariidae. Gene Ontology annotation, cellular component: nucleus. The record is from RefSeq and is a predicted model, not a curated record. Gene Ontology annotation, biological process: regulation of transcription by RNA polymerase II. Gene Ontology annotation, molecular function: RNA polymerase II cis-regulatory region sequence-specific DNA binding; DNA-binding transcription factor activity, RNA polymerase II-specific. The coding region runs from base 55 to 1065 and encodes 336 amino acids.